Penaeus chinensis is the source of this 1861-nucleotide messenger RNA. Its product is annotated as medium-chain acyl-CoA ligase ACSF2, mitochondrial-like. NCBI's taxonomy places the organism in Eukaryota, Metazoa, Arthropoda, Malacostraca, Decapoda, Penaeidae. The transcript is spliced from 13 exons. The coding region runs from base 21 to 1784 and encodes 587 amino acids. Gene Ontology annotation, molecular function: medium-chain fatty acid-CoA ligase activity. Gene Ontology annotation, biological process: fatty acid metabolic process. The record is from RefSeq and is a predicted model, not a curated record.
ACAACCCUGAAUGACAGCCAAUGAAAAUGCGCGAAAAAAAUCUAAGGUCACAGCUCCGCCCAUCUCUGCCAACAGCUGUUCGUAGUAGCCGAGAGAGAGGCCCGUGCGAUGCUGAGCUCCGUGUCUUACGUCAGCGCAUCCGGCAGGAGGGCGUGCGCGCACUUCCUCCACAGGUGGCGCCCUUGGUCUCUCCUGGGGGCGUGGAGGAGGUGGCAGAGCGGCGGGCCCUUCGCGUGGAGCUACGUGUCGACGCCGGGCUCGGAGCCGCUGCUGGGCCUCUCCGUCGGGCGGGCGUGGACCGGGCCGAGCGGAGCUUCGGGGACAGGGAGGCCGUCGUGUCGGUGCACCAGGGUGUGAGGAAGACCUUCUCGCAGGUCAAGGAGGAGAGUGGCCUCGUGGCCGCAGGACUCCUGGCGGCAGGACUCGAGCCCGGGGACCGCCUGGGGAUCUGGGGACCCAACAGCUACGAGUGGUUCCUCACGCAGUUCGCCGCCGCCAAGGCUGGACUCAUUCUGGUGAACAUCAACCCCGCCUACCGUCCCAGCGAACUCGAAUAUUGCCUCAACAAAGUCGGCGUCAAAGGCAUUGUGUGCGACGAGAAGUUCAAGACGUCAGAUGGCACCUUCAGAUUCAGAGAUCUUUACGAAGCGGGUGAAAGUUCCCACCGUAAGAGGGUAGAUGAACUGUCCUCUAAGAUACAGUUCGAUUCAGCCUGCAGCUUUCAGUAUACGUCCGGAACGACCGGUUUGCCGAAAGCAGCUGUCUUGUCCCACCACCAGAUCGUGAACAACGCUUACCACUCCAUCGGGAAGCGCAUCGGUUAUGGCGAAAAGCCUCAUCGUAUAUGCCUCUCCGUGCCUCUGUACCAUUGUUUAGGAUGCGUUGCGGGUACUAUCUGUGGCAUGCUUUAUGGGGCGACUUGUGUCAUGCCCAGUGCCGGCUUUGACCCCGAUGCCAUCGUCAGACCUCUCGAAAGGGAAAAAAUCGCCUCUUGCUACGGAACGCCCACGAUGUUUGUCGACAUUCUGAACUCUUUCCGCAAGAACCCGACGGAUCUGAGCGUCAUCUCGACGGGAAUCAUGGCAGGUGCUCCUUGUCCGCGAGACCUAGUGACGGCUGUGAACGAACUCAGAAUGAAGGACCUUAUAGUGAUGUACGGGAUGACCGAGACGAGUCCCGUGACCUUCCAAUGCUUUCCCUCAGAUCCUCCUGAAGUCCGGUCGUCCACCAUCGGCUUCCCGGGAGACCACAUUGAGGUGAAAGUGGUCGACGAGAGCGAGGAGAUCGUGCGCGCGGGAGAGGCGGGCGAACUGCUCGUCAGAGGCUACUGCAACUUCCUCGGUUACUGGGACGACCCUGAGAAAACGAGGGAGAUUAUGACGCAGGAUAGAUGGUUGAGGACAAGUGACCUCAUCUCGAUCCAGCCAGACGGUUACGGCCACUUCAUCGGCCGCAUCAAAGACAUGGUCAUCCGCGGCGGAGAGAACAUUUAUCCAGCGGAGAUUGAGAACUUCUUCUUGGGUCACCCGGAUGUGAUUGAGGCGCAGGUGUUCGGAGUGCCCGACGCCAGGAUGGGAGAGGAGGUUGCGACUUGGAUAAGAAAGGCCGAGGGUUCCAGCCUUUCGGACACGGAGCUCAGGGAAUGGUGCAAAGGGAAGAUCGCUCAUUAUAAAGUACCAAGAUACGUGCUGUUCAAGGACGAGUUCCCACGGACGGUCACGGGCAAGAUACAGAAGUUCAAAAUGCGGGAACAGACUAUCGAGGAGCUGAACUUGAAGGCGUGAAAUGUGUUUGUUUGUUUGUUUAAAGAGGAUCCUGUACCAACAGUAUACUUAGGAAAUAUGUAAUAAAUGUUUAUCAA